AUGCCCAGCCCUCGGCUCAGCAGAACAGCGCUGCCUUCAGGCAAGACCGAACAGGCAGACCGAGGGCAAAAGACCUCUUUAACGCCAAGAAAACGCGUAAAAACCACGUGUAAUACGAACCGCUGGGAAAAGGCAGCCCGGCCACCACGCGCUCUCACUCUCCAGGACGGAACGCAGCACGGGGAGCUGCGGGACGCCCCGCUGGGACAUCCCGGCGGUCACCGCACCGCUGCGGGGCCCGGGACGUGGCAGCAGCCGCCGCCUACCCCGGUCCCCGCCCGGCCCCGGUCCGCGCCCCGCGCAGCCCCGAGCGCCGGCAGCUCCUCGGCCCCGCUCCUCAGGCCCCCCCGUGCCCGCUCUCCACCAGCCCCCGGCUCCGGCUGCGCGCGGCGACCUAAGGGGACCGCGACAGCGGAGGCGCGAGGACCCCGUCGCUCACCUGGUCCGGCGGGAGGAGGGCCGCCCGCGCGAGCGGCUGCCGGCGGAGGGAAGCGCGGUGCCCGCCCCGGCCGGAGGCCGCCCACGGCGCGCGGGGGCUGCGGCGGCUCCUUCCGCUCGGCGGCCGCCAGGUGCGCGCGGCCCUGCGCCUGCGCGCCGCCCCGCCCUCAGCCUCACCUGGCGGCCAGGUGCGCGAGGGGGCGGCGGGAAGCGCGCGGCGGGCGCGGACCCUCCCCUCAGCCGCCUCCGCGCGCCGCGCCCGGAGGAGCGUUAGACCCUCGCAUAGCGGGGUAUCCGCCGCGCGCACUAACGUGCGACGUGCGGAGCGCAGUGGAAGCGCGGCAGAGCGGCGCCGCGAGCUUUCGCCAAUCCCCGCCGUGCUGGACCGCGCGCGGCCAAGCGCUGCCCGCGCACGUUGCUGGGAGACGGCACAAAACCCUGGAGGUGAGAUCAGAACUCGGGAGAGUGGACGUCCCCCCGAGUGCGUGGACAGAGGGAACAGCGCUUCUCGGUGAAACCAGGCGGAUUUUGUGGAAGGAAACCACGAACUCGGGAGUAGUUCAGCGUGCACUCCCUAAGCACCAGCAUCCGCCUCCCCAUAGCAGUCUACCCAAAGCGUCAUCCCCGGGCUUGCUUUCCAAGACCAUGCUUACAGAACAAUUUCAACAAGUCUUUGAUAAAUAUAAGCUCUGUUUAAACUGUAAUGUUUGCAGAGCUGCUUGCUUCUCUAAUGACUGUUAAGAUAAAGGCUGAGGUUGUUAAACCGGAGUUUCCUGAUUUAUGAGCCUUUCUAAAAGUUGCUGCAACCACAUUUAAGAAUUGAUUCAAGACAGUCAAACCUAGCUCAGAAAGGGAACUGUAAAUUAUUUCUAUUUUUCCUAUAAGAAUCUAAUUUAUUUUAUCUAUUUCUAUUAUUUUACUCCAUCAUACUUUCUAGACCAUCUUUCUAAUAUAGGUAAAAAUCUUUAAAAAGUAAGAAAUUAACAGUAUUGUCCAAAAAAAAAAAAGUUUUCAUAUCCUCUAGAAGACACUCCAGGCAUCCUGUACCUGCAGGGUCAAGACAGCACAGGAAGCGACACCUAUGGCUCACGUUGCUAUAGCUACAGGAUGCCCAGAUUCCCAGCUUCGGUGAAUGAAUCAAUAGAAAACACAGCUUUGCUCUCCUCUUUUAUUCAACAAAGGCGAAGUGGUAGAUGGGUUGCUAAGCAACAUCAUGCUAAAGACUGCAGCUCUUUGAAACGAGCAUUACUGACUGCCCUCCAUCCUCCCUCUCAUCCUCCAGGAGUCUCUUCCCUUCAAAGCCAUUUAUUAAGGGACUGAAAAAAGCUACCAGGACAUGAAUUUUAAAAUAAGAACUGUAAAAGCAGAAGGAAAGCUGGAAUUAACGCUUAAAGUAAAAGAGAAAAGAAAGAAUGCCAUUCCUUCUGCACUGAAAGAAAAAAAAAAUAGGACAGAAAAACUUAAAUUGACUUAUACAAAACAAAAGGGAAUGGAAAGGCCAUUUCCUUCUGGGAAUAUUAUAUUAAAGCAAAAUUUUCUCUAAAGAAUUACUUAUAGCCACUGUUUCUUUAAUUGAAAUAUAAUGAUGUUCCUCAGUUGCAAACUUAUUUUAAAGACUUUACUCAUAAAAAAAGCACGUUAGUGGCUUGAUACAUUCAGAAAGCCUAAUAGGAUUCCAGAAAUCUUUUGUUUCAUGCUAUCAUCAACAGAACUCUCCACCAUAAAUUAGCAAGGAAAAGCUUAAAGUCUAAGACCAAUUUCCAUUACCUAUUCUGUUAACCAUCUUAUGAAAGGGCAAUGUACAUCUUAUGCUUACAAUAAAGUAAAAGAAAGUAAGUGUAGAUGCAGGUUGGUUUUACCUAUUUUGAACACAUCUUCCAUGUACCAACAUAAAAGCAUCGAUUUUUAUUCUAAACUUGAGCUAAGUCAUUCCAGUUGUAAGGAGCAAGCAGAAAGACACCGAUCUCAUAUAGAAAAGCUGUGGAUAAAGAAAUGCUCUCUUAUUAGAAACUGCCUUGAGAAGCUCCAUGUACUUAAUCUUUUACCACUGAAAAAUAAAAAAUCCAGCAGUUUAAGGAUUCAUAAUCUGAUUCCCACAGGCCAGCUUCCUUACAACUCCACUCAGCCUCAGCAUUCUUCAAAUCCUUCCAAGUCCCUCAUCCUACUCCCAUACUACCAGUUAUCCCCAAUCACCUAAAUCUUUUUCUUCUAGUAUUGUGCCCAGUAUAAAAAGGAUACAUCUACAGCAUAAGUUUCAAGGCUACCUGUGGAAGGAGAAGCCACUUAUUCAAGUCUUUUGUCAACUCUAUCUUUCAUACAAAACUUGUAUUAUACACCUGUUAGCUGUUAGUUUCCAUUAAUUUCAGUUUGGCUGACCAAAAGGUCAGAAUUCCCUUGAAUGCAGGAUCUAGAAACCUCCAGUAGGUAGCAUCAUUGCAUGCAGGAUGCAAAUCAAUCCGUUCAGGAACCAAGGCUGUAAGUUACCCAAGACAUGGCACCCGGUUACAGAUAGGCAAGAUUAUACACAAUUUCACACAGAGUCCCUUGUGUAAGCUUAACACUGAGCUGUCAGUGUUAAAUUGUCCUUUCAUUCACAGCAUGCUACCAAUCCCUUAAGAUCCACAGGCAUAUUACGUAUGAGAUACAAGACAAAACACUCCAAAUUAAACAUGGAAACCUGACAUACAGCGUGAGUAGAAAAAAAUACCAUGUAAAAGAUCUGCAUAAUUGUUAAAUAUUUACUGAAUAUUUACUUAAGAUCUUAAUUUUACAUAUUAGUUUUUCAUUAAAAAAUGGAAGUUUCACUGAGAAUAAUGCAUGUAACUCCUUUAAUCUUGAAAAAGUAGUGUAUU
This is a messenger RNA of Numida meleagris (helmeted guineafowl), 3290 nucleotides long. RefSeq lists its product as uncharacterized. Lineage: Eukaryota; Metazoa; Chordata; Aves; Galliformes; Numididae. Bases 1 to 1179 code for a protein of 392 amino acids. The transcript has 4 exons. The record is from RefSeq and is a predicted model, not a curated record.